ACCUGCUCGGAACACUGAAUGCAUGGAACUGCCACAGAACGCUGUAUUCCUAUUUGAUUUUUAAAACUUGGCCUAAACUAAAGCUUAGACCAGCAAGAAUAUUAGGUUAUUGGGAGAAUGUGUCAUCAGUUUGUGCCAAUAUUCUGAUCGCGGUUGCCUAUAAAAAACUUUUAUUUUGACUGCUCGCAUACUAGAUGCAAGAGAUUGGUACUAAUGGAUGUACAAUUUGAAGAAGAUCUUUUCGAACAAACAGGGCAGUAUGAACCAAUCACAACUCGAAUUCGAACUAUACUCCGUGAAUACAAAGACGGCGUCGGUAUUUUCAAAGAAUUGAUUCAAAAUGCAGAUGAUGCUGGAGCUACUAAAGUCAAGUUUUUGGUGGACUGGAGACAAGGAGGAACGAGAAGUCUUUUCUCCCCUGGCAUGGCUGAAUGUCAAGGACCAGCAUUGUGGGCCUACAACGAUGCUUUGUUCACUGACGAUGAUUUUGAAAAUAUCAACAAGCUUGCAGGAGAAACGAAAGUCGAGGAUAUUUCAAAGAUUGGUAGGUUUGGUCUUGGUUUCAACGCCGUCUACCACCUCACAGACGUUCCUAGUUUCAUCAGCCGAGAACAUUUGAUCGUCUUUGAUCCAAAUACUCACCAUUUACAACGACACAUUCAGAACAGAUCUCGUCCAGGAAUUCGUAUCAACCUUGUUGAGAAAUCAGACUCCUUAACACGUUACCACGAUCAGUUUCAGCUGUAUAAUGGUGUCUUUGGUUGCAACACAACGCAAACAGAAGACUUUUACUAUAACGGAACAUUAUUCCGUUUCCCUUUCCGCACGGCCGCCCAAGCAAGAACCAGUGAAAUCAUCAAAACCCCAUAUGAUCGAGACAAGAUUCAAGCUAUUGUUCGUAACCUCUGUGAAUGCGCCUCAAAUCUCUUGAUCUUUUGCCAACAUAUAAAGGAGGUACAAAUCUACGAACUAGAUGAAUCGAGUCAACCUGGCAAAAUACAGUUGGUGCUAUCCAUAAACAAAGAUAACAAACAAUCUGCUUGGGAGAUGGGGCAACUAGCAGUAAACAAAGUGCCGUUCAUUGUGGAGUGUUCAAAGUGGUGGGAACAACGCCGUGAGUCUCCAAGUCCCCCCGUUGAAUUUCCAUCUGAUUGCGAGCUUGUGAACAUUGAGAUUACACAGGAGCAAUCAGAAUUGAGUGGUUGUGGUCGUCGACACAGCAGUGAUCAUACGUGGCUUGUAGUGUCAGCCAGUGGGAAAAACGCUUCUCUUAAAAUCGCAAGUUCACCAGAAGGUCGGGCACGUGGUUUCUUGCCCUGUGGUGGAGCAGCAUUUGUUGUUCAGAGAUCUUGCGAGCAUGACUCCAACUCCGAUCUUUCUGGGGAACUGUUCUGUUUUCUUCCAUUGUCUAUUCCUACUGGGCUUCCUGUGCAUAUCAACGGCUAUUUUGCCAUCAUGUCUAAUCGCGUUGAAAUUUGGAAACGGUCGAUUUUGCCAACCCAACCAAUCGAGGUGGAAUGGAAUGAAGCACUUAUGAGAGAUGCGUUAGCCAGAGCUUACAUCAUGCUUCUUGAAAACAUGAAAGAUUGGAUCGGUAAGAUUAAGGAUUACAAAUUUCACAGUCUGUGGCCAAGCAGUGAGACCGUUGAUAUGAAAUCUUGGGAGAAGUUGGUUCAGAAAAUUUACCAUAUAUUGUUGGACGCGCAAUCCAAGCUUUUUUUCUGCGACGGAAUGUGGAUGAGUAUCAACGAUGGCCUAAUAUUGAGCGAUGAUUUUACUGGAAUCAACGAUGAAGCAUUGGAGGUAUUACGAUUAAUGAGGAAAUCUGUUUUUAAUGUUCCCCCUCGUGUUUUACAGACCUUAAAAAAGUUUGAUCGAUGGCGUAUCCUGGAACGACACACUUUGACAUUCACCAUGUUCAUGGAAGCCUUUAUCCCCAAAAUUAAGACCUUCUCUGCCACCCUACGAGAUACCAUCGUUUGCUUUGGUUUGGAUCGAAUCAUGAACGAUAAAAAAUCCUUUCUUUCUUCAGGCACAAAGGAAAUUACUCUCUUUAAACAGAAUGCCUGUAUUUCAGUUUCACAAGAAGGAAAGAUCCUCUCGAAACCUUCGGAACUUAUCCAUCCGUUUGGUCCUGCAGCUGACUUGUUUUCCGUAGAGGAUCACCGUUUUCCUGUAGGAGAUGAACUUCGUGAAGGUACCAGAUUGCAUGUUUUGGAAAAACUUGGUAUGGUGAAAGACCUGGAUUGGGCCAGAAUCUACGAAAGAGCUCAAUCCGUCGCUAAAACUAGGGAUCCCAGACGAUGCCGAGAACUAAUCGCAUACAUUAACAAGCGAAUAGAACAACUGCCGAAACCAGUUAAAUAUCGCAGUGUGUUUCAUCAGGUUGAGUUUUUGCCAGUGUUGAAAAAACCCGCCGGUCAGUACCUUUUACCUUGGAAAGGAUCGUCAGUUUCGGCAUUUUCUUCCUCAAGCGAUGCUUUCUUACCAAAAGAUGCAAAGCUUGUCGGAUCUUCCUGUUUAAUCAUUGAUACAACAGACGAAAGUGGUUGUGGAAAGAUGAAUGCAAAAGUGAAACAUUUUUUUGGAUUUUCGAGCCGUCUGCCUGAAGACAAGUUUGUAAUUCAACAGUUGGACGAAGCGAAUAAAUUCUGGAGUCAGUUAAAUGAAGAGGAAAGACAAAAAGUGGGAAAGAGAUCUGCAAUUGAAUCCAUCUGCCUGAGCAUUUAUAAGUUUUUUAACACCAGAACUCUUAAGGGUGCUGCAAAUCUAAGUUUCUUGAGCGAACUACGUAAUCGAAAAUGGUUGUUUCUCCAGGGCAAGUUUGUAGAAAGCAAGAAAGUGGCUUACGCGUCUGGCGGAAACGGUGCUCCAUUUCUAUUCACCCUUCCAUCCAACUACUCAAAGGAAUGUCCAAAUCUUUUUGACGCGAUGAAAAUCAAACGCGCAUUUGAUGAUGGAGAUUACAUUUUUGCUCUUUCUGAAAUGGAAAGCAUGAAGCAUGGCGGUGCAUUGACUAUCGAUGAGUUACAAACUGCGAUUUUUUUUAUCACUGAAAUAAACGUCAAAAAUCCUGCCGUGAAAGAUUACAUAGGUAAGAUUCCACUCCCAGACACUGACAGCAUUUUGCGCCCGAGUAAAGAUGUUGUAGUAAACCUUAGCUUGUUGCUCGAGGAUUCUGGAAAUACCCUUAAAGUACACGAAAGGAUUCCACCACAAAGAGCACUUGCUCUUGGCGCAAAAUCUCUGAAAAAUGUUAUGUUGAAGAAGUAUUCACGUCCUAUUGGCUACGGAGAGUCAUUCGGGCAACACGAAGAGUUAACUGACCGACUAAAAGGAAUUCUGGAUGGUUAUCCUGCAGAUGGAAUACUGAAGGAGCUUGUGCAAAACGCCGACGAUGCUCAAGCCUCGGAGAUACACUUCAUACACGAUACUCGACUUCUGAAAUGUCAAAAGGUCGUGGUUGAAGGAGAAAUGUCUGCGGAAGUGCAAGGACCAGCACUUUGUGUCUACAAUGACAGACCAUUUACAGACAAAGACCUGGAGGGAAUUAAGAAUCUUGGUAUUGGAAGCAAGCGAGAUACUCCAGGAAUGACAGGAAAAUAUGGAAUUGGUUUCAAUUCGGUUUACCAUCUUACCGACUGUCCCAGCUUUUUAUCCAACGACGACACUCUUGUGUUUCUCGAUCCUCAUUCCCGAUAUUUUGAUGAUGAUGAUCGUGGCCAAAUAUUCAAAUCCAUGGAUGCUGAGUUUCGAGAUCUCAACUCCGAUACACUCAACGGAUAUCUUCCUGGUAAAUUUAAUUUAAAAGGCUCUACUAUGUUCCGUUUUCCAUUAAGAAGAAAAAUAAUGAAUCUAAGAUAUCCAACGUGGCCCCUGACAUGA
Molecule: messenger RNA, 3885 nt
Organism: Dendronephthya gigantea
Lineage: Eukaryota; Metazoa; Cnidaria; Anthozoa; Malacalcyonacea; Nephtheidae
Product: sacsin-like
Exons: 3
Coding region: 214-3885 (1223 amino acids)
Molecular function (GO): Hsp70 protein binding
Source: RefSeq, a predicted model, not a curated record